Messenger RNA from Hymenoscyphus albidus, 2445 nucleotides. NCBI's taxonomy places the organism in Eukaryota, Fungi, Ascomycota, Leotiomycetes, Helotiales, Helotiaceae. The record is from the annotation of a GenBank genome assembly.
CGGCCCCGCUGCCUAGCAACACCAGCACACUUCACCACCAAUCAAAAUGACGUCUGUGAGAUCUCCAUGAUUUGUGAAUCCAACAUCCCGGUGUGUACGAGGCCCGCGUGCGACAUACCAUCAUCACUUCACUCGACUACUUGAACUCCCCAGCAUCCCCAUCCUCUCGCGGCCUUUUCUAUGCCUGCCCUGCCCACGUCUGCCAGCACACCUAAAAGUCAAGCUAAAUAGCCACAAUGCAUCGGAAGUGUACUUCUGCCGGCAGAGUGACUUCACAAUGUUUACUCUCCUUCCUCGUCCUCUCUACACCCAUCACCGCCGUGGGAGGCGAUCGGUUACACCCACAACAGCAGCCACUCCCCCUACUUCCUGACCUGCCUUUCCCUCCCAAGUCCAAAGUUCCGGCCGGUGAUUACGAUCAUGUCUUCGUAUGUAUCUUCAUGCUUCCCAUAUAUAUACUAGAAGUACUAACUGCUCGUAUAGAAGUUGCGUCAUGUCUUCAACCACAAAAAUAUCAACCGACCAGCCGAGCACAUACGGAUUGAUAUCCCGAAGACCGAAUCGCCAGUAUGGAUAGAGUCAGAGGAAGGGGGCGUUCUAGUCCAAGAGACUCGGCCCCUGGUGGUAAAGAGCAGUUCCAUGAACAUACACCGUCUAAAGGACAGGCGCCCCUCAGUGGUGGAUCCUAUGGUGGCCGCUGCUAGAGAAUACAGUGAUGUGUGGGCUAUGGGCCCAGAAGCGUGGACUCUGGAUGAUGUCUACGGGCCAGAUGUGACAGAUAAGGAAACUAUUUUGAGUCUGGCUCAGAUGGCAGCAAAUGCGUAUUGCCCAAUCCCAGGCUCCGGGAACUGGAAAGAUGUAGAGGGGGGGUUCAACAGGACCAACGACGAGGGCUUUGGCUGGCAGGGAAAUACGCUUCAAGGAUAUCUCUACGCCGACGAGAGCAACUCGACUAUUGUCAUCAGUAUCAAGGGCACAUCUCUUGCGAUAUGGGACGGGCAAGAUACUACGACCAAUGAUAAAGAAAACGAUAACCUCUACUUUAGCUGUUGUUGUGGCCAGCAGGGAAGCGCUUUCUAUAGGACUGUCUGCGACUGUGCUACAGCAACAUACACUUGUAACUUGACAUGCUUGAAGAAAAGUCUCAAAAAAGAAAAUCGGUACUACGCGAUGGCCCGUCAGCUUUAUUCCAAUGUCACAGCAAUGUAUCCCGAUUCCGAUAUCUGGCUGACCGGUCACUCGUUGGGUGGUGCCAUUAGUUCUCUGGUUGGAUUGACCUACGGGAUUCCAGCCAUUACUUUCGAAGCCGUUCCUGAUGCCUUACCCGCGAACAGAUUAGGUCUUCCAGUACCGCCAGGAGUCGAUCCAGACAGACCGGGACAAAGAGACUGGACUGGUGCUUUUCAUUUCGGACAAAAUGCAGACCCCAUUUACUUGGGGACUUGUAAUGGAGCCACGGCCAGUUGCUCUUUUGCCGGAUAUGCCUUGGAAAGCUCUUGCCACUCCGGGAGAGAAUGUGUCUACGACGUAGUCAAGAACAACGGAACGGGGGUGUCUAUUUAUACACACAAAAUCAUAUAUGUGAUUGAGAACGUCAUCAAAAAAUACACCGAAGUGCCCGAGUGCAAGUUUACACCGGAAUGUUAUGAUUGUCCAUUGUGGAAAGAGGUUACUGGUAAUAGCAGUCAAACAACAUCGUCUACGACCAGCUCGACCCGAACUCAGACGCGAACAGAAACUUGCAAAACUCCUGGUUGGUGGGGUUGCUUGGAUGAGACCACGACAACAAGUGCAACAACUACCAGUAGCAGUACCACGACCACAUCGACAUCAACCUGUAAAACGCCAGGUUGGUUUGGAUGUAAUGAUGAGAAAACAACAACCACCAGUGCUAGCAAGACCUCACUCCUUACCGCCACAUCUACAUCAACCACAACGUGUGCCACACCUGGAUGGUGGGGAUGUAAUGAUCCCACCACGACAUCUCAAGGUGCCGCUUCACCGACAUCAUCUAUAUGUCACACCCCAGGACUAUUUUGGGGAUGCUAUGAUCAAAGCACCGUCACUGUCACAACCACUACCACCACAACACUCUCCCAUGCUAUUACUUCACCCCCUCCGGUACCCACAUCGACCAGAGUAAGGGCUACGGCUAGCCCUAGCCCAAGUACAACGCAAUCCGCGUGUACGCCCUACUUCUUUGGAUUGAUUUGCUUGGGUGCAUCACCUACACCUAUUCCCGACUCGGAAGAGGGGAAACGGAUGAAGGUGGAAAUUUAGAUGUAUAUUCAUAUUAGACGGAAGUAUGACGGUUGGUUAUACAUCGUUCCUGCUUCUUUUUGGUUGGCGUAAUUGGGAUAGUUUAGGAUGGGCAUUUUUGGGACGGUUUGGGCUAGGCAUUAGGAGUUUUUUCUUUCUUUUUAAACUAGCAUACAUGAAUGAGCG